Messenger RNA from Bursaphelenchus okinawaensis, 940 nucleotides. The record is from the annotation of a GenBank genome assembly. NCBI's taxonomy places the organism in Eukaryota, Metazoa, Nematoda, Chromadorea, Rhabditida, Aphelenchoididae.
AUGGACGACGAAGCAGCUUUCAGUGAUUCGAAGCCAGUCAAGGCUUAUAAGAUAUCAGCUAGUGUUUUACAGAUGAAUUUUAUGAAGAAGACGUAUAAUCAGGUAGAGAUGGCCAAGAAAAGAAGGAAUCGAAUUAACAAACCAAACAAGACAAAGGUAUUCCCAACAUUGCUCAGGUACGACGAUGAUCCAGUAGAGUAAGUCUUUGAUUGAUUUUUGUUUGGAUUUUGAGAAAAAUGACAAAACAUUGGUUCCAAAUAUCAUUUUUCGAAAAGCGGCAAUAAAUUCCUUUCCAAAACUUAUCUCUCAAAAAACCGCGAGAAUUUUCUUUACAAAACCCUUUUUUUAAAUGCAACUUUCUUUCCAGGAGUUAAAAAAACUAUAUUAAUGAACAUUUUUUCAGAGGUCUUCACGGAAUGACAGUAGAUGACCGAUUCACAAGAAUAGAGAAGUUCCGUUUUGGCAGGUUUUCAUUUGGCGGACAGAAUCCGGAAGUUGAAGUAUGUUUUACAAGCUUAAGGAAGACUUUUUGAAGUUAAAAAAUAUGUUUUUGAUUUCAUACUGAUUACUGUAUGUCAGUUUUUGAAUAUUAUGGCCAGGAGCAUCGGUUAGGGGGUAUGGAGUAUGAGGUGGUGGUUUUCCACAGCCGUGACUAUCGCCUGGUUGUGCCACUGUUUUUUUACCUUGCUUUAUGCCAUUAUGACAAUCAUUACAGGACCUGAUGCAACUUCACAACAACAAAAAACGCUACGAAGACGGGGAAAUCAGUGACGAAGAGAUUUCGGCCAAAGAAAUGGCCGAAACCUUCCAAAGCUACCGAAAACGACCAUUAGACAUCAAAGAAGAGCCUCGAGAAAACGAAGAUAUUAUCAUAGAGACCGGUAUACCGACCAAAAAACGAAAAAACAAAGUGAAAAUGCAAGGAAACAAGGAUUUUUAA